This is a messenger RNA of Balaenoptera musculus (blue whale), 4478 nucleotides long. It is a transcript of the gene P2RY6, whose product is annotated as pyrimidinergic receptor P2Y6. Bases 599 to 1585 code for a protein of 328 amino acids. The transcript has 4 exons. Gene Ontology annotation, cellular component: plasma membrane. Gene Ontology annotation, biological process: G protein-coupled receptor signaling pathway; cellular response to pyrimidine ribonucleotide. The record is from RefSeq and is a predicted model, not a curated record. Gene Ontology annotation, molecular function: G protein-coupled UTP receptor activity; G protein-coupled ADP receptor activity; G protein-coupled UDP receptor activity. NCBI's taxonomy places the organism in Eukaryota, Metazoa, Chordata, Mammalia, Artiodactyla, Balaenopteridae.
UACUUCCCCUCCUCGGAUUUCUCAGUUUCCUCAUUGGCUGUCUCCCGGGACGACUCUGAGACGUGCAUGUGACAGUUUGUGGCACCAGAACUGGUUAGAAUAGGGACUGCUCCAGGAGUCAGAAUUUUCCCCAGCACUUGACAGAGCUGCGUGGCGCUCACUACCUCCUGGGACCAUUGGAUUUAAGUUGUGAAUUCUCUCUGGACACCAGUAAAUAUGGAAAUGCCAGUUGGGAGAUAGGAAGACUGCAGCCAAAAGAAUGACCAUGGCUUUGGAAGGUGGAGUCCAGGCUGAGGAGGUGGGCACUGUCCUUAGCUCAGAAGUGUGGACAUUCUGCUCAUGCUGAUUAAGUAAUUACCAGGGCCUUCCCUGCCCUGGGCCCCAGUUUGGGCUCUCAGACACAGAGAGGCACCAGACCUGGCACUUCUCCUCAGGAGCUUCGCAGUCUGUGGGGAAGAGAUAGACAAGCAGGCCCACCAUGACCACAAUCUCCAAACUCCAGGGAGCCCAGGGAAGCCCUGCAUAGCAUGAUUUAGUGCCUUUAACCUCAUGACAUCCUGACAGCAUUUCUGGAUGUAGGAAGUCCAGUUGAACAGCCAUGGAAUGGGACAAUGACACAGGCCAGGCCCUGGGCUUGCCGCCCACCACCUGCGUCUACCAAGAGAACUUCAAGCGGCUACUGCUGCCACCUGUGUACUCGGUGGUGCUGGCAGCCGGCCUGCCACUGAACGCCUGCGUCAUUGCCCAGAUUUGCACAUCCCGCCGGGCCCUGACCCGCACGGCCGUGUACACCCUGAACUUGGCCCUGGCGGACCUGCUGUAUGCCUGCUCCCUGCCCCUGCUCAUCUACAACUAUGCCCAAGGUGACCACUGGCCCUUCGGAGACCUCGCCUGCCGCCUGGUCCGCUUCCUCUUCUAUGCCAACCUACACGGCAGCAUCCUGUUUCUUACCUGCAUCAGCUUCCAGCGUUACCUAGGCAUCUGCCACCCUCUGGCCCCCUGGCACAAGCGUGGGGGCCGCCGGGCUGCCUGGCUAGUGUGUGGGGCUGUAUGGCUGGCCGUGACGACCCAGUGCCUGCCCACAGCCCUCUUUGCUGCCACAGGCAUCCAGCGUAACCGCACGGUCUGCUAUGACCUGAGCCCACCUGCCCUGGCCACCCACUACAUGCCCUAUGGCAUGGCCCUCACAGUCAUCGGCUUCCUGCUGCCCUUUGUUGCCCUGCUGGCCUGCUACUGCUGCCUGGCCCGUCGUCUGUGCCGCCAGGACGGCCCAGCAGGGCCUGUGGCCCGGGAGCGGCGUGGCAAGGCAGCCCGCAUGGCUGUGGUGGUGGCAGCUGCCUUUGCCAUCAGCUUCCUGCCUUUCCACAUCACCAAGACAGCCUACCUGGCAGUGCGCUCUACGCCCGGCCUCCCCUGCCCUGUGCUGGAGGCCUUCGCGGCUGCCUACAAGGGCACGCGGCCCUUCGCCAGUGCCAACAGUGUGCUGGACCCCAUCCUCUUCUACUUCACCCAGAAGAAGUUCCGCCAGCGGCCACACGAGCUGCUACAGAAACUCACAGCCAAGUGGCAGCGACAGGGUCGCUGAGUCCACUGGGGCAGGACAAGUGGGGUCUGGGCAACCAUUGUGUCUGCCACUGUGGCUGGGACACCAGAAGCUCCACCAGCCCCAAACCAUGCAAAGAAUUAGAGCUUAGCUCAGCUGGGCAUAGAGUGAGACCCCCCACAGACCCCAAAACUUCACCAACAACUAUUUAUUAAGCCCUUUUUCUGAACCAGGCCCUGUGGGUACAGAGAGACAAGCCUGGACCUGGUUCUCCAGAAGGUCUCAAGAAGCCAUGGAGAGUUGGGGAGAGAGUUAAGCUGCUCACAAAGAUAUAGUACGACAUGUACUGUAACUGAGGAGUAUGCUGCAUACUUUGGAGUCACCAAUAAAGGGAGUAAGAGAAGGUGGGAAGGGGAAGUGAGAGCUUCUGGGAAGGGCCAUUUGAGCUGGGUUUUGAGGGAUGAAUAUGAGAUCUCUGGGGGAUGUGCUAUGUUCCAUUCAUUCACUUGGUACUCCUCUGCCGCCGCUCCUCAUCCUCUCUGCUCCUUGUCCUCAUCUCCACACACAACCCCACCCCAUCCCCGCUCACUACUCCUCCAUUCCUUAUUCCCUCCUCCCAGAUCUGUUUUCCUCCUGUGGAACCAUCUGGCCAGCCCAUGGCUGCUAGUAUGUCACACAGACCCAGUACCGGCAGAACCAGCCAUGGCAAAGGGAGUCUUCCACCUUAGAAGGUUAGAGCGGGGAGAGGAAAGGGCAGAGGGACAAAGCAAGGAGGGGAAGGACUGUACAACUUCUUCAGUAUUUUUCUUUUAGCCCUGCCUAAUCUCCAAGGCUGUUCAGCCAAGGGGACCUUUACAGAAGGGCUCUGCAGGAGUUAAACUCCACAGUUAUGUCUGAGGUGUGCUUGCAGCUGGGGAGGAAGGGGGAAAACCAGGCCCCAACCCAUCUUGGGGAUCCAUUGAAAGUGUCCUUGCUGGAGAGGCUGACAAUUUGGACAGAAGGCAAUUUGAUUCUUUGGGUCACAGUGAGACAGAUGUGUGGGGACAUCAGAAGACAGAGACUGGUUCUUAGUCCCCAUAUAGUGCAAUGCUGUGCCAAGCAGUCCAGGUGUUACCCAUCUUGCAUCUGAGACCAGGCUCUUCAGCUGCCUGUCACGGGGGAGUAAGAGAUGGGGGAGCAGAAGGCAGAGGGCCUCCGCCAACGGCCCAGGCUGAGCGUGGCAGCGAGUCCCAGAUGACUGUCCCAGCAGGAUGCCAAGAACUGUGACCCCUUGGUUACUUUUCCAAGAGUGGAAAUUGUGGGCCACAGGUAAAUUCCAUUCCCAGCUUCCCUUGCAAGGCAGAAUAGCAUAAAAGUUUCAGACCCCAGAGCCAGAUCACCUGGGUGUGUAUCCUGGGUCUAUCAUUUACUAGCUGUGUUACUCUGGGGAAGUUAUUUAACUUCUUCAUACCUUAACUUCCAUAACUGUAAAGUGGGAGUAAUAAUGGUACCUAUUUUGUAAAGUUGUGGUGAGGAUUAAAUUAAUUAAUAUGUGCAAAGCACUUAGAACAACGCCUGGAACAUAGUAGGCAUGCAAUGAAUGUUACUGUUAUAAUGGUUUCGCCUUUUGCUCACACAAGUUUCUCUAGGGUCUGUCUCUAGGAAUAGGCAUAGGAGGUUUCUAAACAAGGAGCUUUAAGCAGGGGAGAUUGCAAGGGUUUUUCUUUCUCCUUUAGCUAGGAGGCAGCUAGUCUUUUAAGAAAAAAAAAAUUCAGCACACUUUUUUGAGAAUAAGAGCCAUAAUCCAUGAGCCCCAUCUGUUCCUAUAAGAAGGAAAAAUCAUUUAUUACAUGCCAGGACCAGGGAGGGAUUCCAAACACCAUUUGGGAGGCUUGAAUUCCUCCUUCCCUUCCCCCUCCUUUUGUUCUUUUCCUCUUCCCCACCGCCCUUCUCCCUUCUCACUUUAACCCAGAGCACUCUCGGUGAUGGAGGGGCAGGGCAGGGCAGGUGGUGGUGGUGGGGGGCUUACUCUGGGAAGGACUGCUUGCUAGCGGGGACAGAGACGACACAGACAGGGGUGGAGUGUGGUGAGGGGCAGGAGGGACCAAAGGGGUUGCGGAAGACUUCCUGGGGGAAGGAGCGGUGCAGCUGGGUCUUAAAGGGUAGAUGUAAUUACACUGAAAGAAAAAGGGUAAGGGUGUUCCCUGGUGCAGGGAACAGCACAAACAAAGGCAUGGAGGAAGGAUAGGCGGAGCUGUGGCCUGAUAUGAAGCUGGAGAGUUAGCAGGGCUAGAGAGGAAAAGGCUGCCGGCCAGGGAAGCACUGGGGAGCCGCAAGGACAGUAGUGGCCAUUGGCCGGGCUCUGUGGAUUCCGGGAACCAUGCAACGUGUGGUAUACUCAUUUUCUCAUUUAAUCCUUAUAAUACCUUAUAAUGGGGAAGCUGAGACCCGGAUGUGGGAACUGACUUACUAAGGUCACACAGCCUUUCUCUAACCCAAAUACUAGAUCCUCCCCUGCUUCACCCUCCCUUCCCUCCCCUUUCCUUUCUUCACCUGACUUCCAAGUGCCCACAUGCCCCACCCAGUCCUAGUAACUGGGGACCCCUAGGAAGUUGUGCCAACCAAUGUCAAUUCUCUUUUAGCUAGGCACAGUCUCCUAGGAUGAAAACUUCAUUUCCUAGCCUCUCUUGCAGCUAGGUAUGGCCAGAUAAAUUACUCCUGGUCCAUGGGAUAUAAGCCAAAUGCCCUAAGGCAGUUUAAUAUGGGAGGAGGGAAUGUCUUUAAGAGACAGGUGGUGUCUGGCCUCCCUUCCCUUCUUGUUGCUUACAUUGUGACGUCACAGCUGGAGCACCAUCUUGGAACAUGAGAAGCAGCUUGCGUUUCUGACCAUUCCAGUUUGGGGCCACCUAAAUCCAGACUUUUGCGUGAGAGAGAAAUAAAUGUCUAUCUUUUUUAA